Megalopta genalis is the source of this 1649-nucleotide messenger RNA. RefSeq lists its product as uncharacterized. Gene Ontology annotation, molecular function: ubiquitin protein ligase activity; ubiquitin conjugating enzyme binding. Gene Ontology annotation, cellular component: cytoplasm. The record is from RefSeq and is a predicted model, not a curated record. Gene Ontology annotation, biological process: multicellular organism development; proteasome-mediated ubiquitin-dependent protein catabolic process. Lineage: Eukaryota; Metazoa; Arthropoda; Insecta; Hymenoptera; Halictidae.
UUUUGAAAGAAAUAUGUCUAUUACACCUACUCCAGAACUGUUGACCGAAGCAGCAGGUGUUAAAAUCUUUAUGACACCUUUACUAGAGGAAGGAUUUCUAUCGAAUGUAGCUUCGAUUACGGGAAAAAUUUGUGUAACGUUGCAAAACAUUAAGGAAGCGAAAUCUUGUGGAUUUCAUCUGACAAAAUCAAAAUGGGAUCCUUAUCCCUGGGUAAGCUGCGUCGAAACGGGAAGUCUUGCGGAUACAGGCGGUCUUAGAGCUGGUGAUUGUUUAGUGAGCAUCGAAGGGAAGGAUUUAAUAGGAUUAAAAAUAAAAGAAGUUGCAACAUUGAUUCACGAGCAUGAGAAACAAAAUAUAAAUCUAUUUAUCUGGAGAUAUAUUAAUGAAGAAGAAAAAGAAGCAGGAGCAGGAGUAGCUAUAAAAGGACCAUUGCCUGAUGUAGCAAAUAAACUUGCAAAUGCGGUUUCUGGAGUUGUGAAGGCUCUAGAAUGCCCAAUUUGUUUGGAGAGUUCCAUGCCCCCAGUAUCUCAAUGUGUUCACGGACACAUCAUUUGUGUAGGAUGCAGACCAAGAAUGUCUCGUUGUCCAGUUUGCCGAGUUAGAUUAGGUCAAGGCAGAUGCUUGCUCGCAGAUAAACUCCACAAGGUAUUUCGAGAUGUUUUUGAAAUAAAGGACAAUUCACGCGAUAAUAUAGAAUACCAAGGUUGGACUCUCCAAGAUCGUCUUUUUGGCAAAAGUAACAAGAAGAUUACGCCACUAGACAAAUCAAAAAAUAAUGGCGCGAUUCUGAAGGCGCGUCAUUUACUAUUAUCUAAACUAUUUUUUGGCGGAGUGGAGAAAGCUGCUUCGGCAGAUAAUCUAGCAACAGUUUCCAGUGAAGUAUCUAAUAUGAACGAAACAUUAAAGAACAACUUAAAGUUUGAGGAUUGUUUAAGAUUAGCUGACCGUACGAAGUCUGCUAGCACUGGAGAAUUGUCAAAAGAAACAAUGAAAAAUGUUAUCAAUGAAUCUUUACAAACUGAUGGUAAUGAUAGAAUAUCGAGGGUUACUAGCAGAAUUUCAAGCACUGCCAGUUUAAUGUGCAGCAUGUCUCAGAAAGGUUCAAUGGAUUCUGUAUCUUGUAUACAAAUAGCAUGUCCUUUUGAAAGACAAAGCGGUUGUAAAGAUAUUAUUACUCCUGACUUAGUGUUGGAACACUUGAUUGGAGUUCAUGAAGUUCCACACAUUCAUUUCUAUUCUACUCCUGUACAGAUUCCGUUGCCACUUCCAUUUGGUAUUAACGCUGUUUAUAUAUUACAUUAUGCUGGAGAACUUUUCUUCCUGCAGUACGAACAGGAAGCUGUCUGGAUUUCGUGUGCGACGGGAGGAACAAAUUCAUGGGAAUGGAUUUUGCAUGGUCAAGGAGAAAACAGUACUGAAAUAAAGGUGCGAAGAAAUGUAGUCAGCCUCGAAAUUCCCAUGAUUGUACUGUCUCAACAUAUAGCACCAUUGCCGAACUCAUUGUCAUUGCGAAUAUUGGAUAUUCAGUUGAAAGAAUGUAGUUCCCACGAACAGUUAGAGGUAUAAAAUCACGUGUAUAUAUAUGAUAUAAAAAAAGUAACAAGACCAUUUAUUAUUGUUAUAAUAAAAAAUUAACAACUACAUCAUA